AUGGGUAAUACUUCUUUGAUUCACUCUAUUCAUCGACAGGAUGACAGGACACUUGAUGCUCAAGAUAGUGAUAUUAACAGGAGGCGUAGGGAUGAUGACAGAAAUAAUUGUAAUCGUGGCGGUAACCAUGAUACAAUUCAUGAGUAUAAUAAUUUCAUGAAAUGCAAGCCGAAUAUUUUCAAGGGUGGUCACAGUCCGGUGGCCAAUAGACGUUGGAUUAUGCAUAUGGAAGUGGUAUUUGAAUCUUGUGAUUGCCCAGAGAAUAAGAAAGUGUUGUUUGCCUCGAGAAUGUUUGAGGAUGGUGCUUUGGAUUGGUGGAAUACUCGUCGCACUAUUUUGGGCUCAGCUUACAUUUCUAGUAUGACUUGGCAGUCUUUUGUUGGGUUAUUUGAGAGGGAGUAUUGCACUGCCAGGGACUUGGAGGUGUUGGAGCAGUCGUUCUUGACUCUCAAAAAGGGGGAUAAAUCUGUGGAAGAGUAUGCUAAGUUGUUUAUUGAGAAAAUGACAUUUUGUCCACAUUUGUGCGCUACUGAAGCAGCUACUGUUACUCGUUUUGUGAAUGGGCUCCCAGCUGAGUAUCGUGGGUUUUGUAAGGGUAAGACUACAUUGAGUUUGGCUGUUGAUGAGGCCAAGCGUGUGGAGUAUGAUUUGGGGUCCAAGGUUAGGAAGGAUGGUAAUUCUGGCUUCAAAAGGAGCAAUGAUAGGUCUUCAGGGUCCAAUAAAAGGUUUAAGGGUAAUUCUUCUAAUAGCAACAAUUAUAAACAGUUGGGAAGUUGGUGCGUACAGUGCAAAUCGAAGCAUACUGGUCCGUGUUUUCUUAGUACUAUGAGUUGUAGCAGGUGUACCGGUAUGGGACAUCUUGCUAAGGAUUGUACAACCGAGCCUCGUUGUCAUUAUUAUGAUGAGGUAGUUAGUGGUACAUUUAUUGUUAAUUCUUCUCUUGCUAAUGUGUUAUUUGAUUCUGGUGCAAAUAGAUCUUUUGUGUCUACUUUAUUUGCUCCUAAGCUUGGUAAAUUCACUCGCCUGUUAGAUAAACCUAUUGAGGUUGAGAUAGUUAAUGGUCGUACUUCUAUGGUUCGUGAUGGGUUCUUUGAUUGUUCUGUAGAGAUAGAGGGUCGUUCUUUUUCUAUUGACUUGUUGCCUACUACUGCAGCUAGCUUUGAUAUUGUUGUGGGUAUGGAUUGGAUGUCUAAGAAUGGCGCUGUUACUCUCUGUUCUAAGAAGAUUGUACGUAUCACUACUCCCGAUGGUAGUGUGGUUUCAGUUUAUGGUGAUAAAGAAAAGGGCAGUGUGAAGAUUAUUUCUCUUGUGAAAGCUCUUAGGUGUAUCCGACAGACUAAGGAUCAUUCUGGUCAUUUUCUAGCUUAUGUGAUUGAUUUACGAAAGGCUAAUCCUUCUAUUGCUGGUAUUGAUGUUGUAGCUGAGUUUCCUGAUGUCUUUCCAGAUGAUCUUCCUGGUCUUCCUCCUGAUAGGGAAGUAGAGUUUCAUAUUGAUCUUAUUCCUGGUGCUACCCUUGUUGCUAAAGCACCUUAUCGUCUCGCUCCUACUAAGAUGAAGGAGUUGAUGUCUCAGCUACAAGAGUUGCUUGAUAAGGGGUUUAUUUGUCCGAGUUCCUCACCUUGGGGUGCUCCUAUUCUGUUUGGUGCUUCUUAUUUUUCUAAGAUUGAUUUGCGGUCUGGUUAUCAUCAGUUGAAAGUGGAUGGAGAAAGUGUUGCUAAAACAGCUUUUCGUAUUCGUUAUGGGCAUUAUGAGUUUUUGGUCAUGCCUUUUGGAUUGAUUAAUGCUCCAGCUGCUUUCAUGGAUCUCAUGAAUCGUGUUUGUCGGCCUUAUCUUGAUCAUUUUGUCAUUGUUUUCAUCGAUGACAUUCUUAUUUACUCUAAAUCUAUUGAAGAGCAUCGUAAGCACUUGAGGACUGUUCUUGAGGGAGAAUAA
This is a messenger RNA of Erigeron canadensis, 1932 nucleotides long. RefSeq lists its product as uncharacterized. Bases 1 to 1932 code for a protein of 643 amino acids. NCBI's taxonomy places the organism in Eukaryota, Viridiplantae, Streptophyta, Magnoliopsida, Asterales, Asteraceae. The record is from RefSeq and is a predicted model, not a curated record. Gene Ontology annotation, molecular function: nucleic acid binding; zinc ion binding. The transcript has 3 exons.